Messenger RNA from Cladocopium goreaui, 998 nucleotides. Lineage: Eukaryota; Dinophyceae; Suessiales; Symbiodiniaceae. The record is from the annotation of a GenBank genome assembly.
UCAUAGAUUGGUCGACAGCAGACGUGUAAAAGCACGCCUGUCACUUAUGGCAUGCAGCCGAAGUUUCACUCGGUUUCUGAUGGACCUGCUUCUCCUGCGGCUGCCCGAGUAAUUGGCAAGUCUGAGUAUUUGGACUGGGAGCAGGAAGUGAUUGAUGCCUUUUAUAGUCCUUCUCAGCGUCUUACAGAUUUGAUGCCUGUUAAUGGGAAACCUGCAGUUCUGGUGAAACGAAAAAUUAUUUUGUACGUUUUAGAAUCUGGUGGAAAAACUGCGGAGAUGGUGGCUAAAAGCUCAACUUUAGACUCUUCCGACUUGCCUUCAAGGAGGUUGACCAUGUUUCAUCGGGGCUCGCAGUCCUUGGACUCGGUCUCCCAUGGAUUGAAAGGUGCUGCUUUUCUGCAUCCAGCCUGUGACCUUGGAGGUCUGACCAACUACAAGCAGAUGUUGGGAAAAGAAGCGGAACACCAAGGAGAGGUUCUCGAAGUUCACAAAACGAGCCAACUGGCAGAUUGCGCCAAGUUGGUCUUCCAACAAUGGGCAGAGCUGGCGGGAAAAGAAUUCCCGGAAUCUUUUGAGGCUGAUUUGAAGGCGUGGUUAGUCUCGGCAUUAAUGGCAUUCCAGACUGGCAUCCAGCUGCGAUUUCUUGUACUGCCAAACGAACAUCGCAUUGUGGCCACUGCAGAAGAUGUAAGAGCGAGGACUGGCAAAUAUUUCACAAGAUGCUUCAGUGGUUCCGCAGACGAGUUUGCAGAGGAAUACUGCGGUUCAGAAUUAUUUUGCGGUAUCUCAAUCAAAUACAUCACUCCAAAUCUGAACAACCACAACCUUUCCAAUGAAUAUGCAGUAUAUGCAGCAUGUGAGCCUUCAGAACCCGAUGACAUCCGAUGACCAGCCCGGACACCAAAGGAUGCGAUGUGGCACCAAGCCACCCAAGCGCUGAGGGUUGGAUGAUUGGAUGUGAUUCGAAGGAAAAGAGUUUUUCUGUCAUUGACUCAUGG